This is a messenger RNA of Anopheles coluzzii, 2103 nucleotides long. RefSeq names its product gastrulation defective protein 1 homolog. The transcript is spliced from 2 exons. The coding region runs from base 85 to 2064 and encodes 659 amino acids. Gene Ontology annotation, cellular component: site of double-strand break; nucleus. NCBI's taxonomy places the organism in Eukaryota, Metazoa, Arthropoda, Insecta, Diptera, Culicidae. The record is from RefSeq and is a predicted model, not a curated record. Gene Ontology annotation, biological process: regulation of DNA double-strand break processing. Gene Ontology annotation, molecular function: protein binding.
UUUGACAGCACGCGCAUGAUUUGUUGACAAACAAUACAGCUUCGCCCUCGAAGAAAAAUCGAAACCAACAGCACACGAUCAAAAAUGAAUCGUGGAAAAAUUACGUUCGGCAAAAUAAAUCUUAAAUCGUCUGCGCCAACAUCGAGCACAAAUGAUAGCGCGGAGAUUCCCUCAACAUCUACAGAAGCGACCGUGUCCGGGUUUGGUUCGUUCGGGCGCAAGGACAACGCCCAAGAUGAAGCCGUGGAGCGCAUCUCGGCCGAGCUGGACAACAGCAAGCUGCAGGAAGUGAUGGGCAUAUCCGGCUUCGGUCGCAAGCAGGCCAAACAGUUCGACAUCAACGAAAUGAUACAGAAAGCGAAACAGAACGCACCGAAAGCGGCAGUAGAUGAAAAAGCCAUCAUAGAUCCGGAUGAUGAAAGAAAAGGCAAGGACGAUGACGAUGAUGAUGAGGAAGAGGAAGAGGACGAAAUGAUUGGUCCAGUACCAACAGCUGCUGGUGGAGGAGCUACCGACAGUCGACGUAAAAAAGCCCAUAAAGAGGAAGACGAUUCCGACGACGAUGAUGAUGAUGAUGAUGAGGAAGACGAUGAGUUUGAUGAGGACGCACCGAUAAACAAGCUGCCCCACUCGCACGAGGUAGAGAUGCGGCACGGCAGCAAGGCGGUCAUCGCCCUUGCCAGCGACCCAUCCGGCGUCCGUCUGGCUUCCGGUUCGAUGGACUACAAUCUCAACUUUUGGGACUUUUCCGGCAUGGAUAAGUCGAUGAAAAGCUUCCGUUCGAUGCAGCCGUGCGAGAACCACCCGAUCCGCAAUCUGUCCUACUCCUUCUCGGGCGAUAUGAUGCUGGUCGUGUCGGGCAGCUCGCAAGCGAAGGUGCUCGACCGGGACGGGUUCGAGAAGAUGGAGUGCGUUAAGGGCGACCAGUACAUUGCGGACAUGUCGAAGACGAAGGGUCACAUUGCCGGGCUGACCAGCGGCUGCUGGAGUCCGGUGCGGCGGGAGGAGUUCCUCACGAGCGGCAUGGACUCGACGCUCCGCACGUGGGUGUUUGCCAAGACGAAGGAGCAGCGUGCGGUCAUUAAAACGCGUGCCCAGGGCGGGCUGAAAACGAUCCCCACCAGCUGUGCGUACAAUCGCGAUGGCACACUGAUCGCGGCCGGGUGUAGCGACGGUUCGCUGCAAACCUGGGACACGCGCAAAAUGUUCGUGCACACGACGCACUGCAUCCGGGGCGCGCACGCCAAGGGAGCGGACAUCUCGUCCGUACUGUUUUCCUACUCCGGCUUCCAGCUCGCUUCCCGCUCGAUGGACGAAACGCUGAAGCUGUGGGAUAUGCGUGCGUUCAAGAAGCCGCUGCACGUGUUCGGCGGGUUGUUCAGCCGGUACGAUACGACCGACUGCUGCUACAGCCCGGACGAUACGAUGAUCCUGACCGGAGAGUCGCUGCCGAAGGGUACGCAGCAGGCCAACCUGUACGUGUACGAUACGAAAACGUUCGGGCUGGUGACGAAGCUGCCGAUUACCGAUUCGCACGUGAUCCGCACGCUGUGGCAUCCGAAGCUGAACCAGAUCUUUGUCGGCUGCGGCAAUGGCAUCAUACGGGGGCUGUACGACGAGAAGCGCAGCAUGCGCGGUGCCAAGCUGUGCGUGGUGCGCACGCACCGCAGGAAGAAGGAGUCGGAAAUUCAGGGCACGACACAGAUCAUUACCCCGCACGCGCUGCCCAUGUUCCGGCAGGAGAAGACGCGCUCGGUGCGCAAGAAGCUGGAGAAGGACCGGCUCGAUCCGGUCAAGUCGAAGCGGCCCGAUCUGCCCAUCACCAGCGGGCAGGGUGGGCGUGUGGCCAGCUCCGGCGGCACGCUGUCGUCGUACGUCAUCCGCAACCUGGGGCUGAGCAAGCGGGUGGAGGAUGAUCAGGAUCCGCGCGAAGCGAUCCUGAAGUACGCAAAAGAGGCGGCCGAAAACCCGUACUGGAUUGCGCCCGCGUACGCCAAAACGCAACCGAAACCGAUCUUCAACAGCGAAGAUGAACCCGACGCAAAAAAGACGAAAACGGAGUAGAGAUUUACCGCUAAAUACAUACAUUCUGACAUACAUUAA